Callorhinus ursinus (northern fur seal) is the source of this 462-nucleotide messenger RNA. The record is from RefSeq and is a predicted model, not a curated record. Lineage: Eukaryota; Metazoa; Chordata; Mammalia; Carnivora; Otariidae.
AUGAAUCCUCAGAAGCCAGGCCCUGUGGCUCAGGAUGGUGGCCAGGAACCAGGAGUUGGAGAGGGCGUGAAACCUCAAAAGCCAGGAUUCGGCAAUGGGAAUGGGAUGGGAGUCGGAGCCCAGCCAGGCUUUGGAGGGGGCGGAAAACCAAAGAAGCCAGGAUUCAGGAAUGGGAAUGGGCUGGGAGGCGGCGCCUUCCCGGGAGUAGGAGCCCAACCAGGUCUUGCAACUCAAAAUGGCUACAGACCAGGCUUUGGAGGGGGUAUGAAGCUUCAGAAGCCAGGAUUCAGGAACGGCAACGGGUUGGGAGCCCAGCCAGGCCUAGUGACCCAGAACGGAUAUGGAGCAGGCUUUUGGGGGGGCAUGAAGCGCCAGAAGCCAGGCCCUGCGGUUCCCGUGGGCUACGGACCAGGCAUUGGCCCUGGCACAGAGCCCCUCGAAGCCUUGGAAUUUCCUGAGUGA